Molecule: messenger RNA, 710 nt
Organism: Corythoichthys intestinalis (scribbled pipefish)
Lineage: Eukaryota; Metazoa; Chordata; Actinopteri; Syngnathiformes; Syngnathidae
Product: killer cell lectin-like receptor subfamily E member 1
Exons: 7
Coding region: 22-600 (192 amino acids)
Source: RefSeq, a predicted model, not a curated record
CUCCUCACUUCCUCCUUGCCGAUGGCGUUUGCGCUCGGCUUGUCGCUCUUCAUUUGUGGAAUCAGCCAACUGUUCAGUGGAGCGUGUGCUCAGAGUGGACCAUCAUUCGCACAUCAGCUGUGCCCUCCUGGUUGGAUUCAGGUGAAAAAUCGCUGUUUCACCUUACAAAAUCAAGCUCUGUCCUUUGCUCAAGCUCAGAACAAAUGCAAGAGUUUCAAUUCGAAUUUGGUGUCCAUUCGGCGGGAACUGGAACGCGGAGUGGUCAACGCGCUCAUUGUCGAGGCCCCUGAUGUAAACCAAGCCUGGAUUGGACUGUCCAUAAAUAACACGAACUCAGUUUGGACUGACGAGUCGGACACAACAUUUGCCAACACCCAAAUAAGUAACGCAACCGUGGACGGCUGUGUAUUAACUCGGGCAACUGGUUGGGAAGUCGCCAAUUGCAGCAGGCCACUGCCCUACGUUUGUUCCAGAAAUGUGUUCGACUGUUUCUCAAUUUGCAGACUGGAGACAAACGACACCUCUCCUGUCGGAAUCGCUCCGAUUGGCAUUGGUGGCCCCGGUUCUCCCGCCUUUGAUAUCACCAGUUUGUUAGUUUGAUUGUCUUGGUAUUGUCUCAAUUCCUCAACUCCACGCAGAGAACAUGUACUUUUUGCAGCACAGUAUUUUAUUAGAGAGCUUUUUAGUUGCAGACACUGUUUUCGACUGAC